Messenger RNA from Oncorhynchus keta (chum salmon), 1502 nucleotides. RefSeq names its product protein lin-52 homolog. The record is from RefSeq and is a predicted model, not a curated record. Gene Ontology annotation, cellular component: DRM complex. Gene Ontology annotation, biological process: regulation of DNA-templated transcription. Bases 223 to 528 code for a protein of 101 amino acids. NCBI's taxonomy places the organism in Eukaryota, Metazoa, Chordata, Actinopteri, Salmoniformes, Salmonidae. The transcript is spliced from 7 exons.
CUUUUAUUGUCCCCAGCACAAGGGGAACCCGUAACGAUCAUGCUGUUUAAUCAUCAUCUUGAUAUGCCACACCUGUCAGAAUAAUCUUUGAUGCAGUUGUGUGGCACUGUGAUACAUAUGCCACCUGCUGACAGACGUUUGUAGUGCAGCCUGGUGCAGACACGUCAAUCUGAAGCAACAUCAACCCAUUGGCUGCAUUCUAUCACGUGUGUGGAUCUGAAAAUGGCGUCUCCAAAUGGAGGUGAUGAUUUUGAGUCCUCUCUGCUGAGUUUUGAGAAGCUGGAUAGAGCAUCUCCUGACCUAUGGCCAGAGCAACUGCCAGGAGUUGCAGAAUUUGCUGCAUCUUGCAAAAAUCCAAUUACCAAUUCUCCACCCAAAUGGAUGGCUGAACUGGAGAGUGAGGACAUUGAAAUGUUAAAAGAGCUGGGGAGUCUGACCACAGCAAACCUGAUGGAGAAGGUCAAAGGGCUACAGAAUCUGGCCUACCAGCUGGGCCUUGAGGAGUGUUAUUGUCCUGCUGAAAGGUGAAUUUGUCUCCCAGUGUCUGUUGGAAAGCAGACUGAACCAGGUCUUCUAGGAUUUUGCCUGUGCUUAGCUCUAUUCCGUUUAUUUUUUUUAUUUUUUAAAAACUCCCUUGCCGAUGACAAGCAUACCCUUAACAUGAUGCAGCCUUCACCAUGCUUGAAAAUAUGAAGAGUAUUUCAACACAACACUUUGUAAUCAGGGUAUAAAAGUUUAUUUCUUUGCCACAUUUUGCCACAAGGACAAAUGUCCUUUGUUUCUCUUUGUCAUUUAGGUUAAUAUUGUUUAGUAACUACAAUGUUGCCCUCAUGGUGAAAUCCCUGAGUGGUUUUCUUCCUCUCCUGCACUUGAGUUAGGCAGGACGCCUGUAUCUUUGCUGUGACUAGUUGUGUUGAUACACCACCAUGUCAUUAAUAACAACAUGCUCAAAGGAAUAUUCAAUGUCUGAUUUUUAAAUUUUGACUCAAGACAUUUCAGCUUUUCAUUAUUAAUUAAUUUGUAAAAAUGUCUAAAAACAUAAUUCCUCUUUAACAUUAUGGGAUAUUGUGUGUAGGCCAGUGACAUAAAAUCUCAAUUUAAUCCAUUUUAAAUUCAGGCUGUAACACAACAAAAUUUUGAAAAACUCAAGGGGUGUAAAUACUUUCUGAAGGUACUGUAAUAUCUGCUAGUUUAAAGUUAUGGCUAUUUUAUAGAGAGCAAUUGGCAGUAGUAGGCAAUCACAGCCCUCCUUUUACUUGUGUUAUUGCACGUCAGCAGAGGGCAACCAUUUUGAAUGCAUUUUCACAUUAAAGGGUAGUUAGCAUAAACUUAGCCACAUGUAACAAAUGGAUUUACAUUAGUAUACGCAUCAAAAUUUCCAAUGCAAAGUUACACCUCACUUUUCAAAACUUGUUUUGUUAUUAAAUAAAAUGGAUGAGAAUGCCGAAAUCAUGACGGAAACAUUUUUGCGGGAUGUGAAGGUAUAUGGAGGACCCGGCAAG